AUGACGGGGGCGUCGUCCACUAACCCGACCCCUAGCGGACGCUUUGUGUUACCUGAUGUGGCCCUGCGUAAAGUGAUAAAGAAGCCGAUUUUUGAGAACUUUGACGAGUCAGCGUACCAUGUUAAACCGCCGACGCAGAUGCUGCGCUUUAUUGACGGCUUACGGUACCAUAAGCCCACGGCUGAAGAGAGCGCAAAGCUGAAUCUGAGCAGCGCAACCGAACGGAUCUAUCUGCACGUGCUGAACGACAUUUUAAUCAUGUGUGGCGCACGAAAAGGCGCGCGGUUCAGCUCGCAAGAUGUCAAUCGUCUUCGGGUGAUUGCAGAAGGACUGAAAACGAGGUACGAUGCCGUGGACAGCACGUUUCGCACGCUUCCGAUUGAGGCAGUGAAGUAUCGAUUUCGCGAGGUCGAGAAACUCGAAGACGAUCCGUCGCACUUUGAGUUUCUCUCGAAUCGACGGCGACAAAGUCUGGUCCAGAUGCAUACGCUCAAGCCUGAGGAUCAAGUGAAGCGGCAGGUUUUCCACUUUCAGUGGCUGGCACGGCAAUAUGUCGUCGCAUUUGCUCAGUUGAAGAUCGCAAUGCUCGAAAUCAUUGAUCGCGUGCAGAAGGAUGUGGCUGCUUUGGGGGCGGUCUCCGUACCGACGCUUGCUGAUAUCAACGAUGCAGUAGAAGCAGAGUUUGAAGCAAAGACACACCGGCCGUUUCCGACAUUCCUGUUCAUUUUGAUUCAGAAACAUAAUCGCGAGCGGCACGAUCAAGAGACGACGUGGCCCAUUGAUUCUGACGAAGCGCCGAUUGACUCCAUCGCACAAUUUUCUCUGUACCUGUCCAGCAUCUUGCUCCAGCCAGCGCCAAUGACGGUUGCAGAGCUGCACAGUGCCCAAGUGAUCUUGCAAAUUAUCAAGGCAAAAUUCCAGGUGGACUACCACGCCAUGACUAUUUCAGUGACCCAGAUAGACCAAGCAGACGGCCAUGUGAUUGUGAACACCUCGUCUUGUUCAGGUUUUGUUAACGAGACAAAGGCUUCCGAUCGCCUCGUUCGACGUUGCAGCAACGUACGUGUACUCACGCACAAGACGUUGAGCUCUCUGCUCUUUUCCUUUUUGACAACAGUCCGAGAGCUGCGACUGGUCCCGCGCGAGAAAGCGCUUCUGAAGUGCGGAAAGAAGGUAGAGCAGACAACAGCCGUGGUGCAUCAAAUGGGAUGA
This is a messenger RNA of Peronospora matthiolae, 1212 nucleotides long. Lineage: Eukaryota; Oomycota; Peronosporomycetes; Peronosporales; Peronosporaceae. The record is from the annotation of a GenBank genome assembly.